GUACGUGACUAACACAUGUGAAUUGCUAAGCUCCACGUUCCUGUGGAAUGUAGCUUGGCGUGCCGACGAAUUGAAGUAAAACAGUUUUCCAACGGCACCCGUGCAUGCCCUAAAAGCAGCAGCUCAGGCGUAGGGGAAGUCAAUCUUGCGUAUAUUGGCAACGGCAAGUUUCGGGCACAAUGCGCCACUUUACUUGUAAAUCUUGCCAUGGUCGGUAGAUUUCGUUGUUGUUUGGACUUUGGGAUGAGAACGCGGGAGGCCCGUCGAGCCAACAGGAAACCCAUAUAAGGGUUGAUUUUUGUUUAGGUUCAUCACCCAGUGUUAAUUUUACAUUUUUAUCCUGGAACUGUGAGCUUCUGACGACAGAGCGGCGUUGCGAGUCCUCGCCUACUUUGCACCCAAGCCCUCGCGACCCCCAUAAUAUAUCUUCAGUAUGGCCUUUUCAAGUUCUCUGCGAUGCAUCCUUGCUUGCGCUUUCCUAGCGAGCUGCCUUCGGGCCUCGUCAGCGGAUGGUGGAUGGACGACCGCUCGGGCAACUUGGUUUGACGUCGGCGACAUGAGCAAGGCUAACUGCCACUUCUCGUGGGCACCUACUGGCCGAAACGUUGGAGCUUGGCCCGAUCAGCAGAGCGGUUUCAGCUCCAGCUGCGGCAAAUGCUACGAGGUCAAAUGCCGCAACGCUAACAUCGUCGACGGCUACGGCCAGAGUCUGCAACGCACCAACGCCUGCUACGACGAGAACAAGUCCGUCAUCAUCACGAUUGUGGAUGCUUGCCCCUGCAAGUACCCCAACAACGCCUACAGCAACCAGCGUUGGUGCUGCGGCGACAUGAACCAUGUCGACAUCUCCCAGGAGGCGUUCCAGCAGCUCGCCAACCUCGACAUCGGCGUCAUCGGACUUUCCUACCGCGAGGUGGACUGCUCCAAGGCCGGUACGCAGGGAGACGUCAACAGCGGCAGCGCCUCCUCACCCAGCUCCAGCGGCUCCAAGUCGGCUGGCAGCGGCUACAGCACCGGCACCGGCUCAACGCAGCAGCAGCAGGGGCAGCAGUCCGCUCCCGCUUGGGCUAGCUGGGCUAAGGGCUGGUCGGGUGGUCGCUGGCGCUCGCGCAGCUUCAUGUAAGGGGUGCAAUGGAAAGCGUGAUCAGCAGGAUGUGAGCUGAAAGCUUGAGGAGUACAUAUCGUGAGUAGGGUGGCUAUUUAAGGCUUGGUGCAAGUGUUUGGCAGUGAUGAGCGAGCCGCUUCAGCGUCCGAAGAGAAGUAGGUAGCGCAUGUUGUGAACCGAUAGGUCGUUAAAUCUUUCUGACACGGCGCAUGCGGCCAUUGCCGGUGGAGCCUGCGCAGUGAUGUUGGGAUGAAUAGGAAUCGUACAUACGGGGUUUGUUGCUGGCUUAGCUGGAGAAGAAGUUCGUGUGUGGUGUGUAUGCAUACAUGGCACCCGAAGUGGCUGAACCUUUAGUCUGUACCACUAAUGUAGUAGAUACCAGUUCCAGUUGUAACGUCGAAUGACACAUGAAUAAUUGAAUGGCCGGUACAGUGAUCCCAAACCCCGCGCGAGUG
Messenger RNA from Astrephomene gubernaculifera, 1560 nucleotides. Lineage: Eukaryota; Viridiplantae; Chlorophyta; Chlorophyceae; Chlamydomonadales; Astrephomenaceae. The record is from the annotation of a GenBank genome assembly.